AAGGAAAGACGGCUGUUAACUUGUUUCCUCUACAGAUGAAGGUGUGGACUCUGCUAUGAGUCAGUGUGAGGACAGAGAGGAGGGAGUCCCUCCCCCUAAACCCUCUCUGUGUGGGGACCAUGACAGCCAGACCAAAGCUCAGAGCCCAGACAAGCAGCACGGACCUGGAUCUGGACCUGUACCUGGACCCAGAUCCAGACCCAGCUGUUUGUCCUUCAAGAGUGACCGUUCAAAGGAUUUUUGUGUUACUUUUAAAUAUGAUGAAAAGAUCCAUAAGGGAUCAGACUGCCCUGGACCUGUACCCAGCUGUGUGUCCAUGAAGAGUGACCGGUCUAUGGGUUGUCCUCUUACACUCUUCAAAGAUGGACGCCAGUCUGUUGAUCAAAGGACGAAUCUGGAAGAACCUGAACCCAGCUGUGUGUCCGUAAAGAGUGACUGGUCUAUGAGUCAACCUUUAUACUUCAAAGAUGGAUGCCACUCUGUUGAUCAAAGAGUGGACCAGGAGAGUUCAGAGGCUCCCAGUGGACAGUCUGCCCAGCAGCAUCAAACCCACUUGGACUCCAUCUUUAAGCUGCUGGAGGAUGAAAUCGUCACUUUUGUGAAGAACGAGCUGAGAAAGAUCCAGAAGGUUCUGAGUCCAGAUUACCCAGAAUGCUUAGAGAGUCCGAGAAAGUAUGAGGAGAUGUCGGCCCAUGAGGAUGAAGAGCAGAGGAGGAACCGCAGAGAGGCAUUUCUGAAGAUCACACUGUACUUCCUGAGGAGAAUGAAGCAGGAUGAGCUGGCUGACCGUCUGCAGAGCAGAAGUUAUUGUGGUGUUUGUAAGUGUAAACUCAAAUGUAACCAGCAGAAGAAGUUCCAAUGUGUGUUUGAGGGGAUUCCUAAAGCAGGAAACCCAACCCCUCUGAAUCAGAUGUUCACAGAGAUCUACCUCGUGGAGGGAGGGGCUGCAGAGGUUAAUGAUGAACAUGAGGUCAGACAGAUUGAAACAGCAUCCAGGAAACCAGACAGACAAGAAACAACAAUCAGACAAGAAGACAUCUUUAAAACCCCACCUGGAAGAGAUAAAUCAAUCCGAACAGUGAUGACAAAGGGUGUGGCUGGCAUCGGGAAAACAGUCUUAACACAGAAGUUCACUCUGGACUGGGCUGAAGGCAAAGCCAACCAGGACAUCCAGUUCACAUUCCCAUUCACCUUCAGAGAGCUGAAUGUGCUGAAAGAGAGAAAGUUCAGCUUGGUGGAACUUGUUGAUUACUUCUUUAGUGAAACCAAAGAAGCAGGAAUCUGCCGAUUUGAAGAGGUCGUGUUCAUUUUUGAUGGUCUAGAUGAGUGUCGACUGCCUCUGGACUUCCUCAACACUGAGAUCCUGACUGAUGUUACAGAGUCCACCUCAGUGGAUGUGCUGCUGAUAAACCUCAUCAGGGGGAAACUGCUUCCCUCUGCUCGCCUCUGGAUAACCACACGACCUGCAGCAGCCAAUCAAAUCCCCCCUGGGUGUGUUGACAUGGUGACAGAGGUUAGAGGGUUCACUGAUGCUCAGAAGGACAAAUACUUCAGGAAGAGAUUCAGAGAUGAGGAGCAGGCCAGCAGAAUCAUCUCCCACAUCAAGAGAUCACGAAGCCUCCACAUAAUGUGCCACAUCCCAGUAUUCUGCUGGAUCACUGCUACAGUUUUGGAGGACGUGUUGAAGACCAGAGAGGAAGGAGAGCUGCCCUGGACCUUGACUGAGUUGUACAUCCACUUCCUGGUGGUUCAGUCCAAAAUGAAGAACAUCAAAUAUGAUGGAGGAGCUGAGACAGAUCCACACUGGAGUUCAGAGAGCAGGAAGAUUAUUGAGUGUCUAGGAAAACUGGCUUUUGAGCAGCUGCAAAAAGGCAACCUGAUCUUCUAUGAAUCAGACCUAGCAGAGUGUGGCAUCGAUAUUACUACAGCCUCAGUGUACUCAGGAGUGUUCACACAGAUCUUUAAAGAGGAGCGAGGACUGUACCAGGACAAGGUGUUCUGCUUUGUCCAUCUGAGUGUUCAGGAGUUUCUGGCUGCUCUUCAUGUCCAUCUGACAUGCAACAACUCUGGAGUCAACCUGCUAGCAGAAGAACACAAAACAUCCAAGCUGUCUAAAUUCUUCAGAGACAAACAAAGUUUCUAUCGGAGUGCUGUGGACAAGGCCUUACAAAGUCCAAAUGGACAUCUGGACUUGUUCCUCCGCUUCUUCUUGGGUCUUUCACUGCAGACCAAUCAGAGUCUCCUACGAGGUCUGAUGACACGUACAGGAAGUAGCUCAAAGACUAAUCAGAAAACUGUGGAGUACAUCAAAAAGAUGCACAGUGAGAAUCUGUCUGUAGAGAGAAGCAUCAACCUGUUCCACUGUCUGAAUGAACUGAAUGAUCGUUCUCUAGUGGAGCAGAUCCAACAGUUCCUGAGCUCAGGAAGUCUCUCAAAAGAAAAACUGUCUCCUGCUCAAUGGUCAGCUCUGGUCUUCAUCUUAUUGUCAUCAGAAGAAGAUCUGGACGUGUUUGACCUGAAGAAUUACUCUGCUUCAGAGGAGGCUCUUCUGAGGCUUCUGCCAGUGGUCAAAGCCUCCAACAAAGCUCUGUACAUGCACACACAGCUAUACAGAUUAAAUGGAGUUUUCUUUAUUAUCAAACAAAUUAGUUGUAAUUGUUUUCUCAUAUUUUACUUUUUAUCUUUUAGGCUGAGUGUCUGUAAGCUGUCAAAGAGAAGCUUUGAAGCUCUGUCCUCAGUUCUCAGCUCCCAGUCCUCUAUUCUGAGAGAGCUGGACCUGAGUAACAGCAACCUGCAGAAUUCAGGCGUGGAGCUGUUGUCUACUGGACUAAUCAGCCCAAACUGUACACUGGAAACUCUUAGACUAAGUGGCUGUAAGUUGUCAAAGAGAAGCUGUGAAGCUCUGUCCCAAGUUCUCAGCUCCCAGUCCUCUAGUCUGAGAGAGCUUGACCUGAGUAACAACAGCCUACAGGAUUCAGGAGUGAAGCUGGUGUCCUCUGGACUGAAGAGUCUACACUGUAGACUGGAUACCCUCAGGUUAAGUAGCUGUAACCUGUCAGAGAGAAGCUGUGAAGCUCUGUCUUCAGUUCUCAGCUCUCAGUCCUCUAGUCUGAGAGAGCUGGACCUGAGUAUCAACAACCUAAAGGAUUCAGGAGUGGAGCUGGUGUCUCCUGGACUAAACAGUCCAAAUUGCAGACUGGGAACUCUAAGGUUAAAUAGCUGUAAGCUGUCGAAGAGAAGUUGUAAAGCUCUGUCCUCAGUUCUCAGCUCCCAGUCCUCUAGUCUGAGAGAGCUGGACCUGAGUAACAACAACCUGCAGGAUUCAGGACUGGAGCUGGUGUCAGCUGGACUGAAUAGUCUACACUGCAGACUGGAAACUCUCAGACUAUGUGGUUGUAACCUGUCAGAGAGAAGCUGUGGAGAUCUGUCCUCAGUUCUCAGCUCCCACUCCUCUAGUCUGAGAGAGCUGGACCUGAGUAACAACGAACUACAGGAUUCAGGAGUGAAGCUGGUGUCUCCUGGACUAAAGAGUCCACACUGCAGACUGGGAACUCUCAGUCUGUCAGGCUGUCUGGUCUCAGAGAAAGGCUGUACUUCUCUGGUCUCAGCUCUGAGCUCCAACCAUUCCCAUCUGAGAGUGCUGGACCUGAGCUACAAUCAUCCAGGAGACUCAGGAGUGAAGCUGCUGUCAGCUGGACUUAAGAAUCCACACUGGAGACUGGACACUCUCAAGACGGACCAUGGUGGACCACAGAGACUGAGACCUGGUGUGAGGAAGUAUGUCUGUGAACUGGAACUGGACACAAACACAGUACACAGAGGACUCAAACUGUCUGACAACAACAGGAAGGUGACAGGUGUGAGAGAGGAUCAGUCAUAUCCUGAUCAUCCAGAGAGGUUUGACUGCUGGUCUCAGCUGCUGUGUAGAGAUGGUCUGACUGGUCGCUGUUACUGGGAGGUUGAGAGGAGAGGUAGGGUUGAAAUAUCAUUGAGUUACAGAGGAAUUAGAAGGAGAGGAGAUAGUGAAGACUGUUGGUUUGGAGGAAAUGAUCAGUCCUGGAGUCUGUUCUGCUCUGAUGACGGUUACUCUGUCCGGCACAAUAAGAGAGUAACAGCCCUCACUUCCUCCUCUGUCUCUAACAGAGUAGCAGUGUAUGUGGACUGUCCUGCUGGCUCGCUGUCCUUCUACACAGUCUUCUCUGACUCACUGAUCCACCUCCACACCGUCUACACCACAUUCACUGAGCCUCUCUAUCCUGGGUUUGGAGUCUGGUUACCUGGUUCCUCUGUGUCUCUGUGUCCUCUGCAGGACUGAGAGUCUCUGCUGUGGACAGAAACCCUGACUGAAGAUUAGCUGCUGAAAUCACAGUUCAGUCUGUUCAACAUCACACACUCUGCACUGUGAAGCAGAUCUGUCUCAGACUCAAACACUAAACAGCCAUUUGUCUGAUUUCAUCUCCUUGAUUGUUAACAUUUUAACAGUUUAACU
Messenger RNA from Etheostoma cragini (Arkansas darter), 4489 nucleotides. RefSeq names its product NACHT, LRR and PYD domains-containing protein 12-like. The coding region runs from base 56 to 4315 and encodes 1419 amino acids. NCBI's taxonomy places the organism in Eukaryota, Metazoa, Chordata, Actinopteri, Perciformes, Percidae. Gene Ontology annotation, molecular function: protein binding. The record is from RefSeq and is a predicted model, not a curated record. The transcript is spliced from 15 exons.